Molecule: messenger RNA, 1430 nt
Organism: Rhineura floridana
Lineage: Eukaryota; Metazoa; Chordata; Lepidosauria; Squamata; Rhineuridae
Product: hyaluronidase-like
Exons: 4
Coding region: 78-1430 (450 amino acids)
Biological process (GO): carbohydrate metabolic process; hyaluronan catabolic process
Molecular function (GO): hyalurononglucosaminidase activity
Source: RefSeq, a predicted model, not a curated record
AGUUGGAUCCAGACUAAGGCACACACUUACCUGGGAGUAAGGAUAUAUUACUUCUGAGUACACAGUUAUGACAUACCAUGUGCCACCUGUGGAUUACAAGUGUAGCCCUUUGGAUGUUACCGAUGGUGGUCAAUGGGGAAGAAAUUAUUCACACAAGAGCUCCAUUGUUUCCUCUCAAACCAUUUAUAGUGGUUUGGAAUGCACCUACUGAACAGUGCCAGCGGCUGUACAAGGUGGAUUUAGACCUUAAAGUCUUUAACAUUCUAACAAAUCCAAAUGAGACCUUGAGUGGUUCCAGUGUGACAAUAUUUUAUCACACUGAUCUAGGGUACUAUCCCCAUAUAGAUGACAAUGGCAAAUCCAUCAAUGGAGGAGUGCCACAGAAUGAGAGCCUCGUCAAGCACCUCAUGAAAGCCAAGUCUGAUAUUGAGCAUGCCAUAGCUAUGAAGAAAUUCCAUGGACUUGGAGUCAUUGAUUGGGAAAACUGGAGACCCCAGUGGGACAGGAACUGGGGCAGUAAAGUCAUUUACAGAAAUAAGUCUCUUGAGCUUGUUAGAAAGCUGCAUCCUCAGUGGUCUGAGAUUCAAACUAAGAAAGUUGCUAAGGAAGAAUUUGAAAAUGCAGGGAAGAGUUUUAUGAACAACACCCUUUCCCUAGCUGAAGAUAUAAGACCAAAUGGACUCUGGGGUUACUAUCUAUACCCAGACUGCUACAAUUAUGAUUACAAAAACCAUCCAGAUAGAUACACAGGCAAAUGUCCAGCCAUUGAAUCAUUGCGGAAUGAUCAACUGCUUUGGCUGUGGAAAGAAAGUACUGCCCUUUAUCCUUCCAUAUAUCUGGAGCCCAUGCUGAAGUCAAGCCCAAAUGCUUUGAAAUUUGUACACUAUCGGGUUAAGGAAGCAAUACGCAUUGCUUCCAUGGCUAGACAAGACUAUGCUUUGCCUGUUUUUGUGUAUGCUAGGCCAUAUUACACCUAUACGCUCGAUGCUUUGACAGAGGAUGACUUGGUGAACACUAUUGGUGAGAGUGCAGCGUUGGGGGCAGCAGGAGUAAUCUUUUGGGGAAGCAUACGGUAUGCCAGUUCUAAUGUCAACUGUCUAGCUGUGAAAAACUAUGUAAAUGGUCUUUUGGGACAUUACAUCAUUAAUGUGACCUCUGCAGCCAAGCUCUGCAGCGAAGUUCUCUGUAAGAAGAAUGGAAGAUGCAUUCGUAAAAACAGUGAAUCAGAUGCCUAUCUGCAUUUGCCUUCCCACAGUUUUAAGAUUUGGUUCAAUAUUUCUGAAACAGAGAGAAGAGUAGUUGUGGAACGAAAUCUAAAGCAGGAGGACAUAGCGGCCAUGAAAGAGAAAUUCACCUGUCAGUGUUACCAGGGUUGGAUAGGGUUAUUUUGUGAACAGCCUUCUAAUGCAGAAAGGUGCAAACCAGAUUGA